Mycena citricolor is the source of this 3108-nucleotide messenger RNA. The record is from the annotation of a GenBank genome assembly. Lineage: Eukaryota; Fungi; Basidiomycota; Agaricomycetes; Agaricales; Mycenaceae.
AUGCCUUCAGAAACGGAUAUGCCACCUGAAGACAAGGCUGCAGCACGACGUCAGCGUCGAUUGGCACUAGAGAGAAAUCCACACCUGGCUGCAUCUUACCUUGAUGAACGUGUUCAAGUCUUCAUGAAACAUGUCAUGGGGAAGAUAUUUGAUAUCGGGGAUUUCUGGUAUUGCUAUGAGUGGCAGGAGCGAGGAAGCGGCCAUGUACAUGGAUUUCUGUGGCUCAAUGAUGCCCCAAGACCCAAGGACAUAGACUGGGAACUGCUCAAGAAGCAAAACACACCCAUUUCCGGAGACCAGGAGCAGAAGAUGACCGCUUUCAAGAAUUACUGGGAUCGCAUUGUCUCAGCCUUCAAUCCUGUGCCAAGAGACGAUCCGAACGCACCACAUCUGGGUCAGAAUCCCUGCAGUCGAUCCACAUCCAACAUCGAGAACACGAAGCAGGAGUUGGCGGACUUGUUGAAUUGGGUUCAGCAACACAGCAAAUGUGUUGCUGGCUAUUGCCAAGUUAAGCGCAAAGUACCCGGUCAACAGGAGCCACAAACCUUCUGCUGUUUUGACUACCCUAUGCCCUGCCAUCCAGACUUCUUGACUAUUGGGCUGGACAGCAAGAACCGGCUUCGGUUUGAACCUAGGCAAAAUGAUCCACUUCUGAACAACUACAAUCGGGCAAUGCUCUUGGCCUGGAGAGCAAACAUCAACAUCAAACCUGUGCUCAGUAAAGAGGCCACAAUCGAUUACAUCGCGAAGUAUGCUAGCAAAUCCGAGCAGCAAGCGCCUGCUUUCCCGGAAAUGCUCGAUACCAUUGUAAAGCAAAUGGACGGUGCAGGAAGCGCUCAGAUUGCAUGUCAGAAGCUGCUGAACAAGAUGCUUGCCACGUUCCAGACACUGUAUCUUGGCGAAGACGGUGGGAUGCAAGAGAUUAUACAGUCUGCCGAUGAAAUGGCAGAGAAUCUUGACAACAACAAAGACUUGGAUGGGGAACGACGCGUAACAGAUGAUUCCUGGCUGCAAAGAUACAUGUCUUGUCCGGAUUCUAUGGGAGCCCUGUCCCUAUACGAGGUCUUUUCCGGUUACUCGUGGCGAAGGAACCAGUGGCAAAAACGUCGAAAGCCGAAUGUCGUAGUCAGAGCAUUCCCUCGCUAUUCACCCAAUCCAGAAAGCGAUGUGUAUCCUCAGUACUGCUGCACAAAGGUCCUUCUUCAUCAUCCCUUCCAACACUUGGACAAACUCCAGAAGCGCGCAGAGGCUGAGCCAAGUGACAACAAGAAUCCAGCCAAGUAUUCCUGGCCCGAAUUGGGGGCGCAGUGCCGGGCUGCUGCACAUGUCCAUCCAACGGACUCGUUACGUUCUUGGGAGGAAGAGAAUCAGGACCAAGAAGACGACAAGGACAAGGAUGAAGAGGUAAACGCCGAUGUCGAGAUGCUGACCAAAGAUGAUUGGCAAAUCUUUGCACGUGACCAUCCACUCGCUGCACUUCCUCGAUUUGAAGCUUCGGAUCUAGGAACACGUCCUCUGGAUGCCGCCUGGAAUCCAGACGAGUCCCGUACACGCUGGAAUGACAUUGAACAAAUGGCAUCAUAUUUGGAUGUGCAACGACGUGAAUCGGGUCCGCAGGCCGAGAGUGUGAUCGGUGACAUUGAUGUCGGUACUCUUGCCCCGGAGCAACGCGCAAUAUUUGACAAGAUCCUCGGUGCCUACUCUCGCAUUCUUAUGGGACACCAAACGCAACAGAUUCUUCUCAAUAUCGAUAGGACAGCCGGUUGCAGGAAGACUUACCUCAUUCACGCAAUCUGUCAACAGCUGCGUCUCGCGGCAGCUCAGAACAACCAACUGGACCCGGUGCGAGUUGUUGCACCAUCCGGAGUCGCAGCAUUCAACAUUCGAGGCCGUACAGUGCACUCCUCUCUGGGUCUGCCCGUGAAUUCCAACUUUGUGCCUUUGAGCGGAUCACGACUGGCAACUCUUCAAGAGCAAUGGCGAGGCACCUGUUUUCUCAUCAUCGACAAAAAAUCAAUGCAGGGUCUUCGAAUCUUGGCGCAAAUUGACUCGCGUCUUUGCCAGAUCUUCCCUCAACAAGCAGACUGCGUAUUCGGAGGCAUCAGUAUUGCCUUGGUUGGGGAUUUUGCUCAGUUGCCACCAGUUGGAGAUCGUCCUCUUUAUGCCCCGCCUUCAAGAGAUCUCACGGACGGUGGCUCUCUCAGCCGCGACGGAAGCAUCUUAUACCGCAGCUUUUCGGAAAGUCACGCCCUUUGCGUUGUUCACCGGCAAGAAGGGGACUCCCCAGAGCAGGAAGCUUUCCGCGCUCUUCUCCGACAUGCUUCUCAAGGCAGUCUGAGUGUUCUCGAAUGGGAAACUCUUCUCACUCGCCGCUUCUCUGUUCUUUGUCCAGAUGAGAGGGCAACCUUCUCGGAGGCUCUCUGCCUUUUCACAACUCGUGAAGAUGUCCACACCCUCAAUCUGGACCAGCUCCAGGCAUUGAACGAGCCCUGUGCACGCAUGAAGGCGCGGCACGAUGGCGGGCCUGCUGCGGCAAAAGUCACUGCAGACAAUGCAGGAGGGCUGGAGCCCUAUCUCACUCUUUCCCGCCGAAGUCAAGUCAUAAUCAACCGAAAUCUAUGGCAACAGCACGGUCUGGUCAAUGCAACGGUUGGAACGGUGGAAGAUGUGAUUUGGGCGCAAGGAGCCUCGACCUCUGAUUUACCGGAGGUGGUUCUCGUCUCUUGCAAGGACUACACAGGCCCGACGCUAUGGCGAACCGAGCCACAGCUUCCAGACUUUCCCGGGGGUGUUCCAAUUGUGCCGAUCCCUACCGUUAAGAGCACCUUCAAUGUGGGCGACAAGCAGAUGUCCCGUGUUCAAGUUCCUCUCAGACUGGCAUGGGCAGUGACGAUCCACAAAUCCCAAGGUCUGACCAUUCCGAAGAUAAAGCUCGGGUUGGGGAAGAAAGGGUUUGCCAUGGGAUUGACUUUCGUUGGGUUGUCGAGGGUGAAAGCAUUGGCAGACAUUGCUAUAUUGGGGCAAUUGGACUAUUCUCGAGUUCAUAAUCUCGGUGGAAAGAAUAUGCAGUACAGGUUAGACGACUGGGCUCGUAGAUACAGAAUUUGA